Molecule: messenger RNA, 2729 nt
Organism: Ostrea edulis (European flat oyster)
Lineage: Eukaryota; Metazoa; Mollusca; Bivalvia; Ostreida; Ostreidae
Product: peroxidase mlt-7-like
Exons: 12
Coding region: 26-2608 (860 amino acids)
Biological process (GO): response to oxidative stress
Molecular function (GO): peroxidase activity; heme binding
Source: RefSeq, a predicted model, not a curated record
ACUUUAGUUACGUUUUUUUUUCGACAUGCAGAAUCUUAAAAGCAUUGUAUUGUGCAUGCUGAUAUGCACCGAAACGACAUGGGCGGCAUUGGACCUUUCUCAAAUGAACUCCCUUCUCUCUGAAACCAUUGGCACUCAAAGUUUUUCAUCUGCCACUGCAAAUGUGCCAUCCAUAGCAAGGCCAACUGGAGGUCUGUUUCCCAGACUCAGAAAGAUCGGAACGUCAUUCAAACCUUCUAUACCCCAAAAAGACGCCAUCUCUCCUUCUACUGCCGAGGUAACGAACGCCAUCAGAGAGAUUCAGACUCUGGCUCAGAAAGAAGCAAAGAUUGACAGAGAGCUUUUUGAACAAAAGAUAGACACACCGAACCUGGACACUAAGGACUUCGGACCCCAUUUGCUGACCACCUCGCAGGCGUUAAACAUUGCCCAGCAAUCUGCGACCUUAAUUGGCAGCGUGGCCAGAACGAUCGAAAGUGUUCAGAAGAGAUUGAGACCUUCUAUAAAACGUAUUGGGUCUAUUGCUAACAAAGCGGUGUUAGAGCGAAUACCUUCUCUGCCGGGUUUAAAAAGACAGUUCAGACCAUUUUGCCCAUACAAUUUCAAACCAAAAUGUGACUCUACGGCCAAAUACAGAACAGCAGAUGGCACGUGCAACAACUUGAAAAACCCACUUUGGGGGAAAUCACAGACUCCAUUUGAGCGAUUUGUAUUUCCAUUUUAUGAAGAUGAUGUUCAGGAUCCAAGAAGUCGGGAUGUAAACGGCCAAACAUUGCCCGGACCGCGAGAAAUUAGUAUUGCUGUUCAUAAGAAAAGCACUAGCAGCCACGCCAUGGAUCUCUCACAAUUUGUCAUGGAAUUUGGACAAUUUGUCAGCCACGACACCCAAUUCAACGCCCUGUCUAAAGGUUACUUGAACUCCAAUUUGAAUUGCUGUGAGAGGAAAGCCAGAAACAGAUUGAAUUCUAACUGCCUUCCAAUUUCCUUACCAAAGAACGAUCCAUAUUUUGGGAAGUUCAAGAGGACUUGCAUGAAUUUCGUUAGAUCUCUACCAUCGGCAGCUUUAGAUUGCAAUGUCGGUCCUCGUCAACAAAUCAACCAGAAUACACACUUCCUGGACGGAUCAGCCAUCUACGGCUCCGACCAGAGCACGAUGAAUUCACUGAGGCUAAAAAAGAAUGGUCUACUAAAAUCGACAUCGGUUGAUGGAAAAGAGCUUUUAUCUCAAGAUACCAGCAACUCUGCGUCCUGUCGAUUACCACCGAACGACAGAAAAAUCAAGUGCUUCAAAGCAGGUGACAGGCGCGUUAACCAACAACCAGCCUUGAUUUCUCUCCAAACCAUUUGGCACCGGGAACACAACAGGAUCGCGAAGAACUUGAAAAGGGUCAAUCCAAACUGGAAUGACGAAACGUUAUUCCAAGAGUCACGAAAAAUCGUCGUCGCUCUCAUUCAACAUAUUACCUACCAUCAAUACUUGCAGGAAAUCCUAGGAAAUACAAUCAUGGACAAAUUUGACCUCAGGCCUAAAUCAUCUGGCUAUUUCACUUCGUAUAACGAUAAAUUUAAACCUAUGAUAAGAAAUUCCUUUUCUGCAGCGGCCUAUAGAUUUGGACAUAGUAUGAUUAACGACAAGAUGUCUUAUCACCCAACGAAAACUUUCUCCACCAACAUCAUGUCUGAUUUGCGAAACAUUGUGUUGAAACCGGACUGGAUAUACAGAAAAGAUGGUGGGGUAGGGGCGAUAACCAAGGGAUUAUACGAAACGAAUGCACAGAGUGUUGAUAUGAGGAAAUCAUACGAAAUCACAAGACACUUGUUCGAAUCAGGACCGGGCAAUGGAAUUGAUCUGGCAGCUAUAAACAUUCAGAGGGGACGUGAUCAUGGAAUACCCCCGUACAACUUCUGGAGAAUGGUGUGCGGCUUAGAACCAGCCUCAUCCUUCACCACGGGGUCGGGCGGGCUCGUGGACCACUCAGCGGAAGCUGUCAAUGCUUUGAAAAUCUACAAGAGCGUGGAUGACAUAGAUCUCUUCACUGGUGGCGUCUCAGAAAAACCACUUCCAGGUGCACGGGUUGGGCCGCUAUUUGCUUGCAUCAUUGGUCUGCAGUUUAAAGCACUCAAAUACGGAGACAGGUUUUAUUACGAAAACAACGUAAACAAUGUGAAAUUUACCCCAGGGCAGCUGGAGGAAAUACGUAACACGUUGAUGUCCAACGUCAUCUGCAGGAACACAGACAUUAAAAAAAUUCACAGGAAUGUUUUCGAAAAGAAGACUGUGAGCACACCCGAGUUUUCCUGCUCUAAAUUCAAAAACGACAUCGAUUUCACAAAAUGGAGUUCUUGUAUUCCAAGAAAUGGCGGCUGGUCGUCCUGGAGAUCAGCUGGAAGAUGUACAUUUCGCAGAACGUGCAACAACCCCACACCAAAUAAGUGUGGAAAACCAUGCAAUGGGAGACCACAUCGAUUUGAUAGGUCUUGUAAUGUAGAUCUAGGGAUGCAACCAAGGCGCGAGACUUUACAACCGUUCUUACAGAGAAUCACACCUCCAUCCAUAAGUCUGAUAAGGAAUCCGUUUAGGACGCUGGGCAGAUUUGCCAUUCCCUAAUGACCAUUUGCAGUGUGUGCAGUGUUUUAGAACAUGUCUUUCCUUCCCAAAUCCAGAACUAUAUACGCGACAUAAAUGUGUUGUAUAUUUUAUUUUGUAAAUAAAUCGUAUAAUACGGUAA